Molecule: messenger RNA, 2955 nt
Organism: Psammomys obesus (fat sand rat)
Lineage: Eukaryota; Metazoa; Chordata; Mammalia; Rodentia; Muridae
Gene: Ubox5
Product: U-box domain containing 5
Exons: 6
Coding region: 465-2066 (533 amino acids)
Biological process (GO): protein polyubiquitination
Cellular component (GO): nucleus
Molecular function (GO): ubiquitin protein ligase binding; ubiquitin-ubiquitin ligase activity
Source: RefSeq, a predicted model, not a curated record
CUCGGAUCUUCUGGAAGAGCAGCCAGUACUCUUAACUGAUGAGCAUCUCUCCAGCCCAGCCUCCUUUUUUUAAGGUGAAGAUCCUUUCUAAACUCCUGAAAAAUCUGUAAGGUGGUAGUAUGGGAUACGAUCUGCCACAGUCCCAAAGACACCAGACAGAAGGCAAGAAGUGACAUUGAGGCUGACAGUGAAGAUAAUUUAAUGUGAUGGACUGAGCAGUCUCAGUCAGUGCUGAGGAGAAAGGCAGGUUGCUCAGCUGUCCUAGGCUCAUAGGCUUCAGUAAUGUACUCGUGGAGUUGGCCACCAUUGAUCAAGUUGGAGCAGCCUUAUGAACUGAUUGAGACUUUGGAGUAGAAGGUCCUGACUUAAUCUUCAUUAUCGCAUAAACUGAGUGUGGUGGCUCAUACGUCUUGGAAAGUAGAGGCUGUUUCUGAUGCUUGGAAGCUAUUUUCUUAGCCACAAAAAUGGUAAUAAAUCUUUGCCUCCCACAAUUCAGACCAAGAAUUCACUGCAACAAGGUGUCAGCUGAUGGUUAUGAAGUAGAAAAUCUCAUCUCUGAAGACCUCAUAAAGAGAAGCCAUGGCUUUAGGACAGAGUAUUUCAUUAGACCUCCAGUCUAUGUGACAGUUUCCUUUCCCUUCAAUGUGGAAAUCUGUAGGAUUAACAUAGAUCUCACAGCUGGGGGGUGUCAGAGUGUCACCGGCCUGGAAUUAUACACAUCCACCUUAUCUAGCAGAGCCUCUCGGGAUUCGCAGGAGUGCUGGACUGCAGGCCCAAUGGAGACACUGGUCCCAGACAAGGAGGCCUUCACCUUGGUAGGCAAAGUCCUCCUGAAAAAUCAGAACCACGUGGUGUUCACCCACAGGGGCUUCAAGGCCAGGCCACCUUUUAGCCCAAUGGAAGUCACGCUCCUCUCUCCUACUGUGGUAGCCCAGGAACUCUGGAAUAAAGGGGCUCUUUCCCUUAGCCAUGUGGCCCACCUCAAGAUCGGCAUCACCCAUGUGACAGGCAGUGGCAUCUCUAGCAUUAAGCGUUUAGAGGUGUGGGGUCAGCCAGCCAAGACCUGCUCUCAGGAGGUGAUAAAUAGUGUCUUGCUGAUAGCAUCAGAAAGCCUGCCUCAGGACUCAGGUCUGCACAGUAUAGUCUUGCCCAUGGAGAGUGACUGUGACGCUAGGGUCCAGUCUGAGGGCCAGCAGGCUCCCUGUACCUUAGAAGAGAUGUCUGAGGUCCCAGAGGAGUUCCUAGAUCCUAUCACGCUGGAGAUCAUGCCAUGCCCCAUGCUGCUGCCCUCAGGCAAGGUCAUUGACCAGAGCACUCUGGAGAAGUGUAACCUUAGUGAAGCUGCUUGGGGCCGAGUGCCCAGUGACCCUUUCACAGGGUUAGCCUUUACUCCGCAGUCCCAGCCCCUACCUCAUCCUUCCCUGAAAGCCCGGAUUGACCGUUUCCUACUCCAGCACUCUGUCUCUGGCUGCCAGCUGCUUGGGAGAGCACAAACUCCAUCAGCAGUGACCCCUUCAAUCAUUACCCUACCCUCAAGGAAAAGGAAGUCAGGGCAGGCUGAGCACAGCUUGGACUACAGCCAUAGCAUGAAUGCUGCUUCCUCUGCCGCAAGCCCUCUGCUCUCACCCACUACCUCAGAGCCGAUGGCCAAGAAGAUGAGAGCCCCCAGCGAGCUCAGCCUGACAGACAUGGACUGUUCAGCAGGUCCAGUGUCCCAUGAGCAGAAGCUGUCGCAAAGUUUGGAAAUUGCCUUGACUUCCACUCUUGGCUCCAUGCCUUCCUUCACUGCCCGGCUCACCAAGGGGCAGCUCGGCACAAGAGGGAGUAGUGCUUCCAGGAGGCCGGACGCCAGCUCCGAGCAUCCUAGGAGUGUUUCUGGUCCAGAAUGUGCCUCCUGCAAAAGAGCAUUUUCUUCCUACUACACAAAGGAGCCUGUGUACCAGCUGCCCUGCGGCCACCUUCUGUGCCGACCCUGCCUGAGUGAGAAGCAGCGCUCUCAGCCCAUGAUGUGCACAGCCUGCCAGCAGCCAGUCGCUAGCCAGGAUGUGCUGCGGGUCCAUUUUUGAGUGACCAGCUUCAACCAGAGAAGUCCCAUUUUGGGGGAUACCUGCAGGUGGAGGGAACAAGAUCAGGAUCCCAUUGACCCUGUUCUCUCCUGGACUUGAGCACCUCACGGUGUGAUAUGGGGACUGGGUCAGGACAACCCACACUCCUUAGGCAAGAACAGGAUAACAAAGCCAUAGGCUGGUCUGGGGAAGACAUCCAUGUUCUCCCUGGACUACCUCGCCACAUCCAACCAGAGCCAGCCCCAACUGCUGAGAAGCACUCCCCUCAAGCCCUGUGUUAUCUGCAUACAGCCUUCUAAUGGAGCUUUAUGGAUGGAGCUCAGUAGACUGUGACUUGGGAUCUCACACAGCCUUCUCUGCCUCAGGGUCACUCAGAAGUGGACCAUGGUAGGGGCAGUCAAGCAAAUGAGUUAGCCACGUGUACUCUCACACCUGCAGGCACUUGGAGCCUUAAUAAAGUGACCGUUGGCAUUCACCAAGGCUUCCUCCUGACACAGGACAGGGCAGCCAUAUACACUUACUGGCAUUGCUCAGGCAGUGCUUCAGAUCUAUCCAGUAUGGGUGUGUCCGUGCCAGGGGAGGACCAGUAGCUUCCAUCAGGCCAGGUGCCAGAGUGUGUGCUGUUGCUCCUGGAGCCACUCUCUGAGGGAGGAGAUUCCUGUUCACAUGUGGCCCAGUGCAGGAAAAUGUUGUGCAUAGGCAACAUCUUUAACAAAUUCUGACGUGUGUAUGGCACACGUGCGCCGUGCGCCUGCGGCAGUCAGCGCACUCCUUCAGACUAUGUGGCCCCACACCAGCGAUGUGGCAGCCUCCUCUACCUUCUCAACCACCUCAUUGGCUCCCUGGGUGACAUUUUUUUUUCCCUGUUCAAAAUUAAACCUUGUGGAAU